AUGCCUGACUUGUUGGCGGCAGGUUUGCCGUUGCCAGUGGAAGCGCAGAGUGCACGGCAGCAAGCUGAUGGUGCAGGUAGUGACAGUGGUUGGAACCAGAAUGAUCCAUUUUCACGGACGGACAAGUGGAUUGGAAAUCCACCUCAGCCAUCCUUUGAGAAGUGGCGUGAUCGUGAAAGUGAAGUGCUCAAUUGGGCGCAGUAUGUGGCGGAUUUGUCAGCAUGGGCGUCCCAAGCAUCUUUGCAGUUUGGGACUGAGAUUCUGCAAGCGUCUAGGAGUGCCACGUUGAUCCAUGCUUUCAUGGAAGGAGUGGACAUUCAG
Messenger RNA from Durusdinium trenchii, 321 nucleotides. The record is from the annotation of a GenBank genome assembly. NCBI's taxonomy places the organism in Eukaryota, Dinophyceae, Suessiales, Symbiodiniaceae.